AUGCAUCCAGAUGACGCAGUAAACCUUUUAAGAGAAGUGUCUCAAAUUUCGAAUCAACAACAAGCUGAGGAGGUUGCAGGGGUUCUUGAGUAUCAGCCACUUGCCUUAGCAGCUGCUGCAGUCUACGUUCAAACCAUUGUCAGUUAUGGUACCUCUAAUUAUGGUUGGACAAAAUACCUGGAAACUUUCAACAGCAACGAACGGGAAGCAAGAGAGGAUUUUUUUGCGAAGCAAAACAGAGCAUAUCCCAAAACAACGACUACUGCCAUCAAAAUGGCAAUAACUCGAGCUUUGCAAAGCGACGAAGUUCUUCGUGAAGUAUUAUGUUUGUUUUCGUUGUGCGCAUCUGAUUCUCUACCAAUUGAAGCUGCUGUUGACUUUGUAAAAUUUCGUACAAAACAGCAAACAGAAGAGUUAACUAGAGCUAGAAUUCUGAAAUCCACCAUGGUUUCUUACUUGUAUGACAAAGACGGCACACCCACUUACGUCAGAGUACAUAAAGUUGUUCAUGAAGUGCUUAAGUCCACUGUAACAUCAGUCCUGAAUCGGACACAUCAAGCGGAGUGCUUUUCUGUUGCUGUUAGGAUUUUUCAUUCACUGAUGGAAGAAAACAGGAAUCUUUUAAUUGCUAGUGAGCAGGCUUGCGGAAAGUUGAGGAUAAUUGUCAGUCAUUGUAAAGUGUUAUUUCAGUUGAACAGAACUAAAAUGGUUAAUGAAGAACAAUCAGUAGUUAAUACGUUACUAGCGAUAAUUACUCCUAGCAAUUUAGUUUCGUUUCUUUCCCUUAUUACUGAAGUUUGUUACCGCCAAAGUAAUUUAUCGGAUGCAUACCUUUUCUCAACUUUAUCCUCUGAUUUCAUAACGUAUCUAAGUGACACUCAAGACGAUAAAUUGCAAAAGGCGAAGCAUUUUCAUGAAUACGGCAUUGUUCACUUGCAGCUUGGUCACUUCUGUCAGGCUAAAGAAUACCAUGAGAAGUCUCUUGCAAUCAAAAACAGAUACACGGUGAACACCAUGGUGACAUUGCAAAAGCUACAACAGCCUGGGAAAUGUUUACAGAACCCUUGGUCAGUACAACCAGGCUAAAGAAUACUAUGAAAAGUCUCUUGCCAUAAGAAAAGAGAUUUAUGGUGAACACCAUGGUGACGUAGCCACAAAUUACAACAAUUUGGGAACUGUUUACAGUGACCUCGGUCAGUACAUUCAGGCUAAAGAAUACCAUGAGAAGUCUCUUGCCAUUAGCAAAGAGAUUUGUGGUGAUCAUGAACACCAUGGUGACGUAGCGACAAGUUACAACAACCUGGGACUUGUUUACAGUAACCUUGGUCAGUACAAUCAGGCUAAAGAAUACCAUGAGAAGUCUCUUGCCAUUAGCAAAGAGAUUUAUGGUGAACACCAUGGUGACGUAGCGACAAGUUACAGCAACCUGGGACUUGUUUACAGUAACCUUGGUCAGUACAAUCAGGCUAAAGAAUACCAUGAGAAGUCUCUUGCCAUUAGAAAAGAGAUCUAUGAUGAACACCAUGGUGACGUAGCGAUAAAUUACAACAACCUGGGAAAUGUUUACAAUCACCUUGGUCAAUACAAUCAGGCUAAAGAAUACCAUGAGAAGUCUCUUGCCAUUAGAAAAGAGAUUUAUGGUGAACACCAUGGUGACGUAGCGGCAAGUUACAGCAACCUGGGACUUGUUUACAGUAACUUUGGUCAGUACAAUCAGGCUAAAGAAUACCAUGAGAAGUCUCUUGCGAUUAUGAAAGAGAUUUAUGGUGAACACCAUGGUGACGUAGCGAAAAAUUACAACAAUUUGGGACUUGUUUACGGUAACCUUGGUCUGUACAAUCAGGCUAAAGAAUACCAUGAGAAGUCUCUUGCCAUUAAAAAAGAGAUUUAUGGUGAACACCAUGGUGACGUAGCGAUAAGUUACAACAACCUGGGACUUGUUUACAGUAACCUUGGUCAGUACAAUCAGGCUAAAGAAUACCAUGAGAAAUCUCUUGCGAUUAUGAAAGAGAUGUACGGUGAACACCAUGGUUACGUAGCGACAAGUUACAACAACCUG
Porites lobata is the source of this 2059-nucleotide messenger RNA. Lineage: Eukaryota; Metazoa; Cnidaria; Anthozoa; Scleractinia; Poritidae. The record is from the annotation of a GenBank genome assembly.